GUGAGAAACGAAUGGAGAAGGCGAUGGAGGCGAUUAAGGAGGCGUGGCCGGGCGAGCAGGCUGGAUGCAAGCCGGGUGGUGGGGGAAAAUGAUCUGGCCCCGACGCUGAGAUGGCGGGGCACGUGCAUUUUCCCGUCGCUCGGGUCGAAGCGGACAGGCCGUCACACUGGCGACUGCUAUCCAUUUCUGUCCCUUCAUUCUUUCCCAACACCUCUGAUGCCGUCUUGUCUCUCGACAUAAACCUUUUCUCACCUCAUCCACAUCCCCCCUCUCCGCUUCCGCGCUUUGCAGCUUUUGUCCUCUCUUGUCUGUAUUGUUAGUCGCCUUUCUCGGCCUCUCUCCGACCCUACCUCAUCUCGGCACCGCUUCUGGCCUUUUUCUGUAUAACAGUACUCGGACAGGCAUCUCUUCUUCCCCUUUUUGCACCGCAUCCUAGGAUGCCAGUUCCUGCGACCAUCACCAGCUAUCUUCCUGUCCUCCUGGCCUCCGUCACGCAUAACUGUGCUCCUGAUGACAAUUCCUACUCUCCCCUUCCAGAGGGUCAGGUCGAUUAUUUAUCUCACGAGUGGAGGGAAGAAGACGUUUGGCGGUCAUGGAGGAAUAUGACACGCCAGAAGAACGCAAUCGCGAACGGCAUGCGUCUUGAGAACGCGAGUUGGCGCACUUGGUGGAAACAGAGAAAUAAGUUGAAGACCAUCAGUCCAGAGACGCUCAAUUGGCUGAAGGACUCUGAUGUAACAUGGUUGUAUGGGCCUCUACACGUCGGCUCCGACUGGUUGCCGGUGUCACAUAGCUCGAAUAGCCUGACUCCCAGACAACGGCAGAACAGUACAGGCGCAUUACCGACUGGCAAGCCCGCAAUCUCGCCUGUUGCCGGUCCCAGGAAACCCAUCUUGAAGCAUCGCAGCAUCGGCCAACUGUUAUCUCUUCCAUCCAGUCCUUGGUUCGACGAAGCCGAGGAGGAUGAGGAGGACGACGACGAGGCACACGAUGGGGAGCACUCUCCGAAGCGGCCGCAGCUGUUGCAUACGAAGAGCGACACGCAUAUCAGCAGGCGAGGCCGAUCAUAUCGGAAAGACUCUCCACCGCGCAUCAUCGCUGAAGAAUCUGCGUCGAAAUCGAGGGAGCCGUCGGUGGCGCUUAGCACGUUAUCCGCCACGGCUUCGAGCGAGACGUCCCAAUCCACGAGUAGCGAGCUGAGUGAGAACUCCAGUGGCGGCGAGAGCUCUGCAGGCAGCGGAUCGCACACGGAGGGAGGCGGAUUGAAGAAGAAGCACAUCAGUUUCAACACAUUCGUGGAGCAGUGCAUCGCCAUAGAGAAGCCUAACUUGAAGCGCUCCAACACUGGCGGCCGCCGAGGAUUGCCAGUGUUUCACUACGAUGACGGGUACGAGGAGGACACGGAAGUCCUGUACGAUGAUGAUGACGAGCAGUCAUCCUCGCCAUACUAUCCGUCUAGCUCGCCGGCAAUCGCCUCGGAUUCGGACGAUGAUGACGAUGAUGUGAUUGAGAUGCGCUCAUCGCGCUCGCGAUCAUCUUCCAUGACCAGCGUGCCCCGUCCGAAGUUAUCAUCAGACAUGGACGCAUCAAUACUAUCACAUCCGCGUUUCUGCCCAUCCAUGUCUCGCAAAUCCUCGACAAGCGAGCACGUCACCAUCGCUCCCAUCGCGCCGACUAUCCUCAAGACCACUGGGGUCGGCAAUAACCUCGUAUCUGUCAAUGAGGGGCGCGUGGCGUCCUCUACGAAGGAGGUUGAGCUCGUGUAUGCGCCUCCAUCGCAUAGUGGAUAUAGCUUGCCUACGUCGCCCAGCGUCGCUGGCGAAGAAGUGUAUCAUCACCAUCAGUCCUAUUUCAGCGUCGGUACGAGUCCAUCGCCGCAGGCGCGCUCGCCAAUGGACUCACCUCAAAUACCGACCGUCGGUGUGCUCCCACUCCCGUCACAUCUCGGACCUGAGACAUCGCCCUCAGGCGACGUGCAUGGACCGACGCUGUUUCCGCAUAUGCCACAGGUUGACUCGCCGACACACACAGACGAUCUCCAAGAUGUCACCAUGGAGGACACGUUCGAUUAUUUCGACGGCCACACAGUGGAGGAGUACUCGGAGGAGUGGUCGAGCUCGGAUGCGCGGAGGCAGCGGGGACGGAGCGGCUUCCGUGAAGAGCAGAGCGCGGCGCCACGCGUGGUACGGUAUGCGGAGGGCGGCGCGGCGAGCGUGCAGACCGGCCGGUGUAGCAGCGCACCUGCGUCUCCUCAGAAGAGGCCUGUCGUGGUGGUGAAUGAGGCGAACGGGGCCAUGGAGGAGCGGAACGAGCGCUCGCGUGAAGGCAGUCCGUCGUUAGCAGAUCGAGCCGGUGAGAGCCCCACCAGCGCGCCCACAUACGUCCACACGUCGACGCCCGCCGUUCCUGUGCCCUGGAUCGCUACCGCGCACCCACAAAUCGUGAGCUCUGAUGCCGCACUACUCUCGCCGACGGCGGCGGGCAGCUGUCCGCGUCCUACUGACUCCCGCUCCGAAUCGCGGGGACGUUCGCUCUCACGCGCAGCAUCUAUUUCGGACCGCGAGCGCUCGGGUUCGCGCUCGAGUCAUGGGACGCAUUCGCCGAUGGGUAGUUUGUCACCUACCGGUUCUGCGCUCGCACUGGGCGGCGGGGUACACGCACGUGGACGGGAACGGGAGGGCAGACGUGGGCGGAUGGAUGGUCAUGAGACGGAGCGCGGGCGAGAGCGGACGGGGCGAUUAUUGGGAGCUAGCUUGAGUCCGCCGAGCGCGGUCGAGUCGCCGACGCGGAGGCAGGGGGAGUACCGGCUGUAUUCGCCGACGCUGAUGGACGCCCCGCAGAUGCAGGUUGAGCCUGUGUUGCCAACGUCGUCGGUGUCUGGGUCGUCGACUGCUAACGUGGAUAUGGUGCGACCAUCUACAAGUGAUGCGCGAUCUGCGCCUAUACCGACCAUACAGCUUCCGCCUUUCAACGUGCCGUCGCCCAUACCAGAAGAGGAUGAGCAGCGCUCGCGGCAGCCGACGCCGGCGAACUCACCCAUCUCUGCGUUGCAUGCUGUCUUGCCUGCACCUGUCAAGCCUGCACCGCCUUCUCCAUCCAAGGAGCAAGCUGAUGGUCGCUCGUCGACCUCGCCGGUCUCACCCACGGGGGUGCAAGCAUCCGUGACAAGUCCUAUUCCCAUUCCUCGCGCUCGAGACCGCGUGCCGCGGUCCUCGGGGGAUGUCCAGCAGGACGUAUCAUUUGUUGGACGUGCCACCGACAUGAUGUCGUCUGCGAGAGGCUUCCUCGGGUCGAUAUGGAACGCGGGGACAGCAUGAUUCCCCUCGUGCCACCAACCCAUGUACUGUACAUAAUGUGCUGGGUAUACCGCCGGUGCCUUUCAUCUCUGCCACCUCAAGCAAACGUCACUUAUUCUCUUAUGCAUAUUCGGCUACGAUAUCCGCAUUGGUAACCCGAUGUUCAUGUUCGCAUUGCCGCACGGAACUUCCCCACUACAUUCACACGGCCUGAACUUAAUGUGCACAUUGUUUACGAUUUCCCAAUACUGGGCUCGCCCUCUUGCUCUAUUCCCGUACGGUCGACCGUGCGCGCCGGCGGGGUGUUGUUAUUCGCUUUCGUUUCGAUGUUGGUGUGUGUCUGGACUUGUUUUAUAUCUUGGGCAGUCGGCGGUCCUACCCUCAAUUCUAAUACGAUACAGCAGCGUACAUAGUGUUUUAGCGUAUGUCCGUAUGUCGGUUGCAUGGGCAUGUAUCUUUUUAGGUAUCUUGUUUCAUAGAUGUAUCCUUGCAAGCCUCCGUGCGAACGUUGUGGCCAC
Messenger RNA from Laetiporus sulphureus 93-53, 3814 nucleotides. RefSeq lists its product as uncharacterized. The record is from RefSeq and is a predicted model, not a curated record. The coding region runs from base 438 to 3317 and encodes 959 amino acids. The transcript is spliced from 3 exons. Lineage: Eukaryota; Fungi; Basidiomycota; Agaricomycetes; Polyporales; Laetiporaceae. Gene Ontology annotation, biological process: protein catabolic process in the vacuole; cellular response to glucose starvation.